AUGGACUUCCUCAGGUCUCUCGGGCACCCGGAGGAGAUUUAUAACCUUCUCAGGUACAAGCUGGGAGGCUACAGGGCGGUGAUGCCCAAAAUGGACCGGGACUCCAUGAGUAAGACCCUGCAGACCUGCUACAGGUACCUGGAUGAAACCGGCAGGAGCUUCUCGAUCGUGGUCCAGACUUUGGAUGGGGAAUUAAGGGAUGCAGCUUGCAUACAUUACUUGGUCCUGCGUGCUCUGGACACCGUGGAAGACGAUAUGACCAUUAACCUUGAGACAAAGAUCCCAAUUCUACGUAACUUCCAUACCUACCUGUAUGACCCGGAGUGGAAAUUUACUGACAGCAAAGAUAAGGACAGACAGGUCCUCGAAGACUUCCCAACGAUUUCGCUGGAGUUCAGAAAUCUAGCUGUUGUUUACCAAGAUGUUAUUGCAGACAUAUGCGCAAAGGGGGGAGAUGGGUUGGCGAGUUUCCAGGAGAAGAAGAUGGACUCUUUAAUGGAGUGGGACGAAUACUGCCAUUAUGCUAUCGGUGGAAAUGGCUUUUCCCGUCUGUUUUCGGCAUCACAGUUGGAAGAUGCAGAGAUUGGUCUGGACACACACUUUUCCAACUCCAUGGGUCUAUCUCUACAAAAAGCCAACAUCAUCCGUGACUACCUGAAAGAUCAAUUGGAAGGUCGGGAGUUCUGGCCAAGAGAGGUGUGGAGUAAGUACGGAAAUAACCUCUCAGAUUUUGCAAAGCCAGAGAACAUCGUCCCGGCUGUGCAGUGUUUGAACGAGUUGAUUACCAACGCCUUGAACCACGUGCCGGAUGUCCUCACCUACCUGUCACGGCUUAAAAAUCAAAGCGUCUUCAACUUCUGCGCCAUCCCCCAGGUAAUGGCUAUAGCCACUUUGGCUGCGUGUUACAACAACCAGCAAGUAUUUAAAGGCGUUGUGAAAAUCCGCAAGGGACAGACUGUCACUCUAAUGAUGGAGGCCACCAACAUGGAAGCUGUGAGAGCCAUCACGCUCCAGUAUAUUGAAGAGAUUUAUCAAAAAAUCCCUCUGACAGACCCCACGUCGGGCAAGACGCAGCACAUCAUUUCCUCCAUACGCAACCUGUGUUUGCCAAAAAGUUCAACGAGUAACAGGACAUAGACAUGAGGACCGAAAGAAAUCGUCAAAUAAGAUCAAUGUCAAACUUCACAUUUAGC
Molecule: messenger RNA, 1193 nt
Organism: Spea bombifrons (plains spadefoot toad)
Lineage: Eukaryota; Metazoa; Chordata; Amphibia; Anura; Pelobatidae
Product: squalene synthase-like
Exons: 9
Coding region: 1-1137 (378 amino acids)
Biological process (GO): farnesyl diphosphate metabolic process; cholesterol biosynthetic process
Cellular component (GO): endoplasmic reticulum membrane
Molecular function (GO): squalene synthase [NAD(P)H] activity
Source: RefSeq, a predicted model, not a curated record